This is a messenger RNA of Darwinula stevensoni, 1191 nucleotides long. The record is from the annotation of a GenBank genome assembly. Lineage: Eukaryota; Metazoa; Arthropoda; Ostracoda; Podocopida; Darwinulidae.
AUGCGAAGGAAGUGGUCUGGGCGGAAGAGCCUCAUUAAAAGCGACCGCUUCCUCGCGAACAAAAAAUCGCAGACCCUCCUCGGACGGAACCGCGAUCUCCCAGAUUUUCUCUCGCGUCCCACACGGAAAUCGCAAGGGAUGCUCUCGGCACUCCGCACCUUGGUCCGAAUGCCUGGCCCCUUCCACGACCCCGUCGUCCUCCGCUCUGCCGACCUCGAGGUGGAGGCAGGUGGAGGAGACCCCCAAAAUGAGAGAGAGACCGAGCCGUGCAUCGUCCUCCUUCCGUUGCCUCUUCGUUCAGACCCCGCCCAGCGAGUGGAUUCCAGCGGCGAUUCCAUCUCCGUGCCUCGGGAUCCCCUGGACCCGGAGUACCAUCUUCUUUAUGACGAAUACCAUCAGAGCGGCCAUCGGACCGGUGGAGAUCCGGAGAUCCGGAGAUCCGGAGAUCCCGGUCUGGAGGAGCGAUGGGCGUUUCUUUUUGGGGACGCGACUGCGAAGACUUGGCUUUGGGGGCAGGAGGCUGAUGUUGCCCUCGAAAGCCGGGUCCUGAUGUUGCCCUCGAAAGACGGGGUCCAGUAUUCGGGAUCGGACAGCGACGCGGAAGGCGGCCUGGGGAACGUGAUCCGGAUGGUCAUGCGGCCGCCGGGUCACAGCGGGAAGGCCAAGCGGGGUCACCUCUGCUUCGACGCCUCGUUCGAGGGAGGGAACCUGGGCCGGGUGGAUUUCAUCACGGAGUACGAGUACGACCUGUUCAUCCGCCCGGACACGUGCAACCCGCGGUUUCGCGUCUGGUUCAACUUCGUCGUCGACAACGUCCGAUCCGACCAGAGGGUCAUCUUCAACCUGGUCAACUUGAGCAAGACCAAGCUUCUCUAUCGAGACGGCAUGACCCCUUUGGUCAAGUCGACCUCCCGUCCCAAAUGGCAGAGGGUCCCGCACCGCUUCACGUAUUACCACAAGAGUCCGGAGCACAGAAACCAUUACGUGCUGAGUUUCGCCUUCGCCUUCGACAAGGACGAUGACGUGUAUCAGUUCUCCUUCGGGUAUCCUUAUACCUACUCCAAGAAUCAGAGCUACCUGGAUCAGGUGGAGAAGAAGAAGCAUUCUCACGUGACUCGGACGCUCCUGGCACAAUCUGUGGUAGGUUUCCCGCUUUUGGACCGGGUUUUCGCUCUCACGAUGAUCGAGUGA